AUGCAAUCGUUUCCAUCGGCAGCGAAAAGAAGAAGCUCAGCGGAAGGAGAAGUCGAACACACUCUCGCGUCGCUUCACCUCUCUUCAAGCCACCUCAGCGGCCAGAAACUAGCAAGCGCACGUCGCAUAACCUCACCCAGAUCAGGCCUAUUGGGCCGCCUCAUUACUUUGUCCGCAAAGACCGCCUCCAACCGCGGACCGUUCAUCUACCAAACUCUCAUUGGGCCCACCACCGCCCAUCCACUUACACGCAGGCCAAUAAUUGCAAUGAGGGCCAACCUCUACCGUCUACUGCCCAUCUUGCGGCAGAUCUUUCAUCAAGCAACUCGCGACCCACUUCGCCUUCAUCUCCGCCAGCUUCUUCAAGCCCAAGUCGCUGCCCUUCAAACCUCUUCAAAAAGAAUGCUACCGUCGGGAUUCGAACCCGCACCAGUACUCAAUGUACAGACACUCUGA
Linum trigynum is the source of this 456-nucleotide messenger RNA. The record is from the annotation of a GenBank genome assembly. NCBI's taxonomy places the organism in Eukaryota, Viridiplantae, Streptophyta, Magnoliopsida, Malpighiales, Linaceae.